AUGUUUCUUUUUCUGCAGAUUGGAGUAUCCAGUGGUUUGGCAGAGGCUGCUCAUGUGGUUAGAGAUACCGAUCUCUCACCUGCCCAACCAUUACAGUCGAAUCAGCCUUCUGGCAAUCUUGGAGUUAUUGGUCGUAGAGUGUUUCUGACCUUUGGCGCAAUUGGUGAUAGUAUCAGUGGAUUGACUAUUAAUUCUGGGGGAAUGCAUGAUCAGCUGUACAAUUUGCAGAUGCUUGAAGCUGCACAUUAUAAACUUCCUCAGCCCAAAGACUCUGAGCGUCCCAGAAAUUAUGUGCCAAGGCACCCUGCUGUAACACCUCCUAGCUAUCCUCAAGUUCAGGCACCUAUUGUUAAUAAUCCUGUACUUUGGGAAAGAUUUGGUAGCGACGCUUAUGGCACUGAUACACUGUUCUUUGCAUUUUACUAUCAACAGAAUACUUAUCAACAAUAUUUCGCUGCAAAAGAGCUGAAGAAGCAAUCUUGGAGAUACCAUAGAAAGUAUAACACAUGGUUUCAGCGGCACGAAGAGCCAAAGGUAGCUACUGAUGAAUAUGAACAGGGGACUUAUGUGUACUUUGAUUUCCAUAUUGCUAAUGAAGAUGGCCAACACGGAUGGUGUCAAAGGAUCAAGACUGAGUUCACCUUUGAGUACAAUUAUCUUGAAGAUGAUCUCAUUGUAUAGAGGGUGUGCAGAAGUUGCUAUGGCAUUGAUCCUGUGAUUUCACCUCCUGGUUUGUAGAGCUACAUUUAUCCUUGGUAGUUUUCUGAAGUUUCUUCUUAGUGUAUGUCCAUCCUGAUUUGCCCUUGUGAUCUUUAGUAAUUUUUAAGUGGAAGAGCAUUAUACUUUUGGGAAGAUAUUAUGGCAGUUUAUUACUGAAGAGGAAGUGGAAUAGGUGGUUUCAAUGGCCCUCCAAUGUUGUCACCUGAAAUUUUAUUGUUUUUGUUACUCAAAAAUUGAGAUUGUAGUGUAAACAUGUUAUUCUCCUUGGACUUCUUAUUUUUUAAUUUAUAUGUUUUAGGAGGCUGACUGAAAUUCUCAAUUGGCACCUAGGGACCUUCUAAUCAGUUUUCCCGCCUGAUUAUUUGUUUGAUGGCACCUUCCAUGACUGCUCUCUUUUUCCUGGGUGUUCUGGUUCGGAGUAUAAUUAUCGUAGAUUAGCAAA
This is a messenger RNA of Carica papaya (papaya), 1162 nucleotides long. Lineage: Eukaryota; Viridiplantae; Streptophyta; Magnoliopsida; Brassicales; Caricaceae. The record is from RefSeq and is a predicted model, not a curated record.